Drosophila willistoni is the source of this 1464-nucleotide messenger RNA. RefSeq names its product sin3 histone deacetylase corepressor complex component SDS3. Gene Ontology annotation, molecular function: histone deacetylase binding. The transcript is spliced from 4 exons. Gene Ontology annotation, biological process: negative regulation of transcription by RNA polymerase II. Gene Ontology annotation, cellular component: Sin3-type complex. Lineage: Eukaryota; Metazoa; Arthropoda; Insecta; Diptera; Drosophilidae. Bases 129 to 1199 code for a protein of 356 amino acids. The record is from RefSeq and is a predicted model, not a curated record.
AAAAUUUCUAAAUUUAUCGAUAGCGUUUGAGCACCCCUAUCAUUGCGCAGGCAAUAAAAAGAGAAAAAAAAGAAAAGCAAAACGACGGGCAGUUUAUGCCAUAAAACUCAACAAAUAAUAACAAAAAAAUGUCCGCUUUCUACAAUCUGUACGCGGGUGGGGACAAUUACGACGAUGAGUCCUCCGGAGAUGAACGGAACGAAGAAGAUACGGACGACGCCAGUGAAACGGAGUUUCGUAGCCCAAAUCUAAAUCGUUAUGGUGGUCUGGGCUUGGGCAUGGCGUCCAAUGGAAUUUCCUGCAUGAACACCAAUAGCAGUAGCAACAACAAUGUGGGCAGCAACAGCGAGUUGAAAGAACAAAUGUAUCAGCACAAAUUGGUCAAUCUGCAUAAGCAAAUGGAUGAACUAAAUCAAUUGCAACACCCGGAAUAUAUUAAGCGUCUUAAGAAACUGGAGAAUCAGUUAAAAGAGCGUCGAAGACUCAAUGAGAUUUACAAAGAGUACAUGAGAGAGUGUGUCGAACGGGACUAUAUAUUAGAGAAGAAAGCUGCCCAAAAGGAUUACGACGAGAAAAUGAUGGAUCUCAAGGAUAACCUCAUUGCUGAUUUCGAAGAUCGCAAGCGACAGAUAGAAAACGAACGAUAUAGCCUGGAACUGACGAAUGAUUCUAUGGAGAUUAAAACGACAGUGACACGAAAACUUCGGCGUCGUCCCAAUGAACCAUUACCGGUAAUAGAGAAGCGACGCAAACCAGCCACAGGACAGUUGCUAGUCUACCAGCUAGAAGAUAAGGAAAUCGAGUCUGAUCUUAAGAUGAUUCAAAGAGGCAAGCCAAUGGCCCUGCAGCAACAACAGCAAAAUGGAAUGGCCAACUAUGCCCAACAGCAGCAACAUCAUCACCAGCAAUCACAUCAGCAGCAAAUGUCCCAUCAUAAUCUCAUAAGUGGUAAUGAUCCUGCAGCAUCUUCCAACUAUCAAGUGGAGACACGCAUUGAGGCCAACAAAUUGUUGUACGAACGUCGCUGGUUCUGCCGAGGUCAACAGGUCUAUGUGGAGGGCAAGGAUAUGAAUAAAUUCCCAGCAACCAUUGCAGCCAUUGGCAAUGAAGUGGUGUGGGUGAAGCGUUCCAAUGAAAGUAAAGUCAAGAUCAAUAUGUCGCAUUUGGCCAAAGGCAAAAUAUCCAUUAAGCGGCGAUAGCCAUGCUAAUCUUCCAUAACAAAGACAUCAUCGUCAUCAUUCAGCUGCCGCAACAAUAGCAGCAGCAGAAGGAGAGUGAGAUCUCUAGUUUAAGAAAAAAAAAAACUCUUCGCCCAGCUACCUAUAAUCGUCAUCAAUUCCCCUUUAGUCUCUUGCCAAUUGGUUAUAAUGGGAAUUGGUCUUUUGUAGGUAGUCCUCUUAAUUUAAACAAUUGAUUUAUGUAUUACAUCUGUAAAUAUCUGAAGAAAAAUCAACAUACAAACUA